This is a messenger RNA of Urocitellus parryii (Arctic ground squirrel), 5650 nucleotides long. It is a transcript of the gene Slc12a6, whose product is annotated as solute carrier family 12 member 6. Gene Ontology annotation, cellular component: plasma membrane. Gene Ontology annotation, molecular function: potassium:chloride symporter activity. Lineage: Eukaryota; Metazoa; Chordata; Mammalia; Rodentia; Sciuridae. The record is from RefSeq and is a predicted model, not a curated record. Gene Ontology annotation, biological process: potassium ion homeostasis; cell volume homeostasis; potassium ion import across plasma membrane.
CGCGCUGCGCGCUGUGCUGGCUGAAGAUUCUGGGCGGGGCUCCAGGAGCCCGCGGGACGGUGCCGCCCUCCAACUGCUCCCCUGGCUUCUCCGGACGGUUAACCUCGAAUGAGGAACGAGCGGGGAGGGAAAAGGAGGGCUGCGGCGGCGCGGGCACAGCCCGCCGGGCCCGGGGCGGGGGGCGGCGAGGUCACGUAACGGCCACGCUGGCGUCUGGACGUGGAGGGGGCGCCCUAUCCGCAGCCCGAGCCCUCCUAAGCACCGCGGCUCCGAAACAGUUACCGGCUAGUAAACAACAGCUGCGCGCGCACCCGCAUCAGCUGGCGCUGGAGCCCGCACCUGCGACCUCGUCUUGCUCAGCCCUGCCGCCCCUUCCUGCCCAGUCAAGGCCACUUUGCGUGGCCGUCUCGUCGGGGUAGGACCCAAGAAAGACCGGGCUGACCUGCGCUGGGGUGGAGAAAGCGUCUGCGGCCAAGGGGUGGCGCGUCUUGUCAUGCAGCAGAGACCCAAGGAGCUGACUGUGGGCUCAGCGGACUAGCAACGAUCUGCCACGACCCCGAACUACUGUCCGAGGUGUCUUGAUUAGUUUGCCUCCUACAGAUCCCAAGGACCUGUCUUCCGAAGAAGAGCGGGCGUGCCACCCCCGCAACCUCUUGGAGGCAGGAAUCCGCUCUGCCCUGCAUCUUGCUCUCUCACCCUUCUCUUCUCAUUCUUCUCCAUACACUGUGUGGGUUAUUUUCCCCGUUAUGCAUGCGCACCUCUUCCACCAGACCCAAGUGGAUUAUCGACUUAAAAAACAUCGGGUGGCUCUUCACACACCUCCUCCCAGCCAGACCUGUGGGGUAUUCACCUGAUACACAACAGGUGGCCGGGUGCACACCUUUUCUCAAUCUGAUCCACGCUGUAUUCUCCUGAUUAGGGUGGGCCUGCACGCACUUUGCUCAGCUAGGACUGUGGAACACUCACCAGAUAAAAGACUAACUAGCUCUAGAGAAACCCAGGGUUGAGGGGUAUAGAAGGCCUCACCUGCAGCUGUGAGACCAUGGCACUGAGCCCUCAGCUCUGAACCAGAGGAGAUAGGUAGGAAGCUCUUCAUUCUGAAGGAGCAAAGUUACACAAGAUUGACAUUGUUUUUUAUGUUUUUGUUUCUCAAAAUAUUUUCAGCUGUUGGUAGUGCAGUUUCUAAGCUCGAAUUCUGCGUGGGAUUCUUAUUCGGGGCUUUUUGUGGGAUGUGAAUCAAGGUAAUUGUUUUUUUUUUUUUUAAGUUUUCUAUUUUUUGCAAUCAAAAGUAGCUAGUGUGGGAGGAAGAUUUUUGUGAGGUUUUUCCUUAUUCUUUGUUAAAAAGGAAAAGAAAAAUGCAUCCUCCAGAAACCACCACCAAAAUGGCUUCAGUUCGGUUCAUGGUGACACCAACAAAGAUUGAUGACAUUCCAGGUUUGUCAGAUACCAGCCCGGAUCUCAGCUCUCGAUCUAGUUCUCGAGUAAGAUUUAGCUCUCGGGAGAGUGUGCCUGAAACAAGCCGUAGUGAGCCCAUGAGUGAGAUGUCUGGGGCCACCACUUCACUGGCAACUGUUGCCCUGGAUCCUGCCAGUGAUCGGACUUCUAACCCCCAGGAUGUUUCGGAGGAUGAUGGGCAUAAGAAAGCUCGAAAUGCUUACCUCAAUAAUUCCAAUUUUGAAGAAGGAGAUGAAUAUUUUGAUAAAAACUUGGCACUCUUUGAGGAAGAAAUGGACACCAGACCGAAAGUAUCUUCUCUCCUUAACCGCAUGGCCAAUUACACUAAUCUAACACAAGGAGCAAAGGAACAUGAAGAAGCAGAAAACAUCACUGAGGGGAAAAAGAAGCCCACCAAGACUCCCCAAAUGGGUACUUUCAUGGGUGUCUACCUCCCAUGUCUACAAAACAUUUUUGGAGUAAUUCUCUUUCUACGCCUUACAUGGGUGGUGGGCACAGCUGGAGUUCUUCAGGCAUUUGCAAUUGUCCUUAUCUGCUGCUGCUGUACAAUGUUGACUGCUAUCUCCAUGAGUGCCAUUGCCACUAAUGGAGUAGUGCCAGCUGGGGGCUCAUACUUUAUGAUUUCCCGGGCACUGGGUCCCGAGUUUGGCGGGGCUGUCGGCCUCUGCUUUUAUCUUGGUACCACGUUUGCAGCAGCCAUGUACAUCCUUGGUGCCAUUGAAAUUUUUCUGGUAUAUAUCGUCCCCCGGGCUGCCAUCUUUCGCAGUGAUGAUGCACUCAAGGAAUCAGCAGCCAUGCUAAAUAACAUGCGUGUCUAUGGCACAGCCUUUUUGGUCCUCAUGGUAUUGGUGGUUUUCAUCGGCGUACGCUAUGUGAACAAGUUUGCCUCACUUUUCCUGGCCUGUGUCAUUGUGUCCAUUUUGGCCAUCUACGCUGGAGCCAUCAAGUCUUCUUUUGCCCCACCACACUUCCCGGUUUGCAUGCUGGGUAAUCGUACCCUUUCAUCAAGACACAUUGAUGUUUGCUCUAAGACCAAGGAAAUUAACAAUAUGACGGUACCAUCAAAGUUGUGGGGAUUCUUCUGUAACUCGAGUCAAUUUUUCAAUGCUACCUGUGAUGAAUACUUUGUUCACAAUAAUGUCACUUCAAUCCAGGGCAUUCCUGGGUUGGCUAGUGGUAUAAUUACAGAGAAUCUUUGGAGUAAUUAUCUACCCAAGGGAGAGAUCAUUGAAAAACCCUCAGCCAAAUCAUUUGAUGUCUUGGGAAGUUUAAAUCAUGAGUAUGUUCUUGUUGAUAUUACCACCUCCUUCACACUCCUAGUGGGGAUCUUCUUUCCCUCUGUCACAGGUAUCAUGGCUGGUUCUAAUAGAUCUGGAGAUUUGAAAGAUGCUCAGAAGUCUAUUCCCAUUGGAACUAUCCUUGCCAUCCUGACUACGUCCUUUGUCUAUUUAAGCAACGUUAUCCUUUUUGGUGCGUGUAUUGAAGGUGCUGUUCUCAGAGACAAGUUUGGGGAUGCCGUAAAAGGUAAUUUGGUGGUGGGCACAUUAUCUUGGCCAUCCCCGUGGGUGAUUGUUAUUGGCUCCUUCUUUUCAACAUGUGGGGCUGGACUUCAGAGCCUCACAGGUGCCCCAAGGCUGCUUCAGGCUAUUGCCAAGGAUAACAUCAUACCAUUUCUGAGGGUUUUUGGUCACAGCAAAGCCAAUGGGGAACCUACCUGGGCUUUACUUCUAACUGCUGCUAUUGCAGAGCUGGGAAUCCUUAUUGCCUCCCUGGAUCUUGUGGCCCCAAUUCUUUCCAUGUUUUUUCUCAUGUGUUACCUCUUUGUGAACUUGGCAUGUGCCUUGCAAACAUUACUUCGAACACCCAACUGGAGGCCCCGAUUCCGCUACUACCACUGGGCCCUCUCUUUCAUCGGAAUGAGUAUCUGUCUAGCUCUGAUGUUCAUUUCUUCCUGGUAUUAUGCCAUUGUAGCUAUGGUAAUAGCUGGUAUGAUCUACAAGUACAUUGAGUACCAAGGAGCUGAGAAGGAAUGGGGCGAUGGUAUCCGUGGGCUGUCCCUCAGUGCAGCCCGGUUUGCUUUGCUUCGGCUGGAGGAAGGACCUCCACACACUAAAAACUGGAGGCCUCAGUUGCUUGUAUUACUGAAACUAGAUGAAGACUUACAUGUCAAGCAUCCUCGCCUCCUCACCUUUGCCUCACAGCUCAAAGCAGGAAAGGGUCUCACUAUUGUGGGUUCUGUCAUUGUGGGGAACUUCCUGGAGAACUAUGGUGAAGCUUUAGCUGCUGAGCAGACCAUUAAGCACCUAAUGGAGGCAGAGAAGGUAAAAGGAUUCUGCCAGCUGGUGGUGGCUGCCAAGCUGAGAGAAGGCAUUUCCCACCUUAUCCAAUCAUGUGGCCUUGGGGGCAUGAAGCACAACACAGUGGUGAUGGGCUGGCCCAAUGGUUGGCGGCAAAGUGAAGAUGCUCGUGCUUGGAAGACUUUUAUUGGAACAGUUCGAGUGACAACUGCCGCCCAUCUUGCCCUGUUGGUAGCUAAAAACAUCUCCUUCUUUCCCAGCAAUGUGGAACAGUUUUCUGAGGGCAAUAUUGAUGUGUGGUGGAUUGUGCAUGAUGGGGGGAUGCUCAUGCUUUUACCAUUCCUACUGAAACAGCACAAGGUGUGGCGAAAAUGCAGCAUACGGAUCUUCACAGUAGCUCAACUAGAAGAUAACAGUAUCCAGAUGAAAAAAGACCUGGCCACCUUCCUGUAUCAUCUGCGCAUUGAAGCAGAGGUGGAAGUGGUGGAGAUGCACGACAGUGAUAUAUCAGCUUAUACUUAUGAGCGCACGCUGAUGAUGGAGCAACGGUCCCAGAUGCUCCGGCACAUGAGGCUAUCCAAAACAGAACGGGACAGGGAGGCACAGUUGGUGAAAGACCGGAAUUCAAUGCUACGACUGACCAGCAUUGGCUCUGAUGAGGAUGAAGAGACAGAAACCUAUCAGGAGAAGGUGCACAUGACUUGGACAAAAGACAAGUACAUGGCAUCCCGGGGACAAAAAGCCAAGUCAAUGGAAGGAUUCCAAGACCUACUUAACAUGCGUCCGGACCAGUCCAAUGUAAGACGAAUGCAUACAGCAGUGAAGCUCAAUGAGGUUAUAGUUAACAAGUCCCAUGAAGCAAAGCUGGUUUUGUUGAAUAUGCCAGGGCCACCCCGAAACCCUGAGGGUGAUGAAAACUACAUGGAGUUUCUAGAAGUACUCACCGAGGGACUAGAACGAGUCCUCCUUGUCCGGGGUGGUGGCAGUGAAGUGAUCACCAUUUACUCAUAAUCUGCUCCUGAAUGACUCUGCUUGGUCUCUCAUUUGCUAAAAGGCUUCCAUCCUCCAUGGAAAAGUGAUGGUUCUUUAUUACCACACUCACUCAACUAGAGUCCUGUGUUCUGUACACAUAACACUGAACUUUUGAUGAGCUGAGCAUCCAGUACUUUUUCAAGAAUACUUAUAGAUCUGUUCUUGGCUCCCUUAUAAUGACAGAAGCAGCAGAUACUCCUUCAACAUCAGAAGAAUGAUCAAGUCCCAAAACCAUUCAGUACCAAGAGAAGGAAAGUUAGGAUUAACAAAGCCAAUAAAUGGGAACCUUUUAGCACUGUUGAAGACAGCAACAUGAUAAAAGGAAUGCUAAAAUUUCAACUAAAGACAAAAAGCAAGUACAUAGCCAACAUUAAAGAUGAGUCUCAGAAGUCAUGGUUCAAUGAUAACACCACAGGGGUAACUGCCAGAGACAGCCUCACCUUACUAAAGAAUUUGUGGCUAGGUGUAUGGGGGCCUAUUAGCCUUGUGAAAAUAACCAGUGGCAAGCCAAGAUGUAAACCUUUUAUAGCUAAUUAUUUCUUUAGUGUACCUUCUGUUCUCUAGGACUCUGUUAGGGUACAUAGCUACAAAACACGAAACAUGGCAGCAGCCUCUCCUUCUCCCUCAAAAACAAGAUUGCCCCAGAAUGUCAGGUUUAAGUAUCUACACUGUGUCCGUGUAUAUUUCAGCUGUUUGUUUCUCUUAGCUCAAAACAAAAUCUGUGGUUGUAACACAGGCACUGUUACCACACACACACACACACAAAGGUAAGGAUUGGUCUCUUUCAGGUUCUUUAAAUGGCUAAACUAAGGAAAUUCCAAGGAGUAGCUAUUAAAAUUUACCCAAGUAGUCUCUGGUUAUCUAUG